Molecule: messenger RNA, 1113 nt
Organism: Sclerotinia sclerotiorum 1980 UF-70
Lineage: Eukaryota; Fungi; Ascomycota; Leotiomycetes; Helotiales; Sclerotiniaceae
Exons: 1
Coding region: 1-1113 (370 amino acids)
Molecular function (GO): protein binding
Source: RefSeq, a predicted model, not a curated record
AUGUGUUUCGGUAGCAAAUUGAAAGGCGAAGCACCAUCCGGAUUUGAAAACGACAAUCUCAAUUCACGACCACUCAACGCAAUACCUCAGGGGAAAAGCUCGAUCAAAAUGCCACAGACCGAAUCUUACUCUCCUCCAGCGGGACCACCACCGUCGCAAAAACCUGGGCCUUAUAACGAGCAAUAUGCACCCCCGCCUGGCCCCCCACCUUCGUACCAAUAUGCCCCUCCUUCGGGCCCACCACCUCAAGCGCCAUAUCACGAUUGGCAAACCGCGGUCCCUGACACAUCUCUUCUGCCGCCUCCUCCAUCGAUGGGACAUCAACGAAGCGAUGGAAACAACGCUACAGAAGAAGAGGCACUUCAAGGGAAAGCAUGGUGUGAGCAGAACCCUUUGGGACCGCCAGUACAAUUCCCCCAGGCUGCUCUAGAAGCACUUGAUGCUGGAAAUAUUGGUGUCAUUAAGCCAAGGUCUUACAAUGGUGAUCUUUCACGUCCGCGACAAGGUGUUUGGACUGGAAAGACAAAGUCAAACAGCAAGGAUUCAUGCAUUAUUUCUACGCUUCCGUUGUACUCCGUGUAUGCGCAUUCACCUUUACAAACCGAAAUUGGCAAAACAAUAUACUACGAGGUCAAAAUAUCAAAUAGAUGUCGUGGGGAAAUCACUUUGGGAUUAGGAUAUGUUGCACAGCCAUAUCCAACUUUCAGAUUGCCUGGUUGGCAUCGAGGGUCAUUGGGUGUUCACGGCGAUGAUGGUCACAAAUACAUUAAUGAUCUAUGGGGUGGUAAGGACUUUACAAGUAAAUUUCAAGCCGGCCAGACUGUCGGAAUUGGAAUGACUUUCACUCCACGAAAUGUCAAUAGUCCUCCUGCAUAUGAUUCUGGACCAUCACAAACCACGGCUAAAACUCCUAUCGACGUUGAGAUUUUCUUUACCAGAGACGGCAAAAAGGGUGGCAGAUGGAAUCUUCAUGAAGAGGGCGAUUCCGUUGAAGAUCUUCCCGUCACAGGAUUAGAAGGAAUGCACGACUUGUAUGCCGCCGUAGGAACAUUCGACAAAGUUGAAUUUGAAAUCGUUUUCAAUGAAAGGGAGUGGAUGUAUCGCCCAUAUUGA